This is a messenger RNA of Mangifera indica (mango), 1877 nucleotides long. Its product is annotated as probable chlorophyll(ide) b reductase NYC1, chloroplastic. The transcript is spliced from 10 exons. Gene Ontology annotation, biological process: chlorophyll catabolic process; PSII associated light-harvesting complex II catabolic process. NCBI's taxonomy places the organism in Eukaryota, Viridiplantae, Streptophyta, Magnoliopsida, Sapindales, Anacardiaceae. The record is from RefSeq and is a predicted model, not a curated record. Gene Ontology annotation, molecular function: chlorophyll(ide) b reductase activity. Bases 147 to 1688 code for a protein of 513 amino acids.
ACAUUUCUCCCCCUUUCCAGAUCUCCCACCAAAUCUAAACUCCUUCCUUAACCGAUAUUUUAUAUAUUACAAACAUAAUCUACAGCACCUCCAGAUUACUAGGAAACUCACAUGAACUCUUUGUUUAAGCUUAAUUUCUUUUAACUAUGACUGCUACACUUACUAAGCUUCACUUAUGCCCUCAAUUACAAACCGCAGACCACUUUUGUUUCAAGGACCGUCAAAGAACCAGCUAUAAACCGGCUUUUUACCGCUCCGGUUUGGGAGUACAGAAAGGGGGUUAUGGUUUGUAUGUGCAGCCAUGCAGGUCUUUUAAGGGUGAUGAUGUGAAUGAAGACAAAGAUACAAAGGAAGAUGACAUGAAAUUGAAAAAGGAAUAUGGGUUUUGGAGUUCUUUGAAAGGUGUUGUUUUUGGGUUUGGUGAGUCUGAUUCACAGUCAAAUUAUGAUUAUAGCGAGGCUCUGGCUAAAGUCGAGGAGGUUUUUCAUUCGAUUGCCAUCCAAAUUGGGAGAUAUAUAGUGACUAUGAUGAGCACUGGGGUUAUACUUGCGGUGGGUUUUCAGUUGUCAGGUGGAGACAGUCAGAUGAAUGCUUUGGUUUGGUAUAGCUGGCUUGGCGGAAUCAUUAUUGGAACUAUGAUUGGUGCUAAUAUGGUUCUUGAUGAACACUGUCGAGCUGGACCAAGAAAUGUUGUCAUUACGGGAAGUACAAGAGGAUUAGGGAAAGCACUGGCUCGAGAAUUUCUUCUUUCUGGAGAUCGGGUGGUUGUUGCUUCUCGCAGCCCUGAGUCUGUAGAGUCAACUGUCAGAGAGCUUGAGGAGAACCUGAAGGAAGGUAUGACAGCUGUAGGUGGCUCAUCUCAGAAGAAUCUGGCACAUUCCAAGGUGGUUGGCAUAGCAUGUGAUGUUUGCCGACCAGAUGAUGUGCAAAAACUGGCAAAUUUUGCUGUCUGUGAACUUGGUUCUGUUGACAUAUGGAUCAAUAAUGCAGGCACUAAUAAGGGUUUUAGACCGUUACUGCAGUUUACUGAUGAAGAUAUUAACCAGAUUGUCUCAACAAACCUAGUAGGAUCCAUCCUCUGCACUCGAGAAGCCAUGCAUGUGAUGCUAAACCAGACCAAGGGGGGCCACAUAUUUAACAUGGAUGGGGCAGGUUCUGGGGGAUCUAGUACCCCUCUCACAGCUGUCUAUGGGUCCACCAAGUGUGGUCUUAGGCAGCUUCAAGCAUCACUUUUGAAGGAGUAUAAGCGGUCUAAAGUCGGAGUCCACACAGCAUCUCCAGGAAUGGUCCUUACAGAUUUACUCUUGAGUGGCUCAACCAUCAGGAACAAACAAAUGUUUAAUAUCAUUUGUGAGCUUCCUGAAACUGUGGCCAGAACUUUAGUUCCACGGAUGCGAGUUGUAAAGGGUUCAGGGAAGGCUAUAAAUUACCUGACCCCUCCUAGGAUAUUACUUGCUUUAGUCACUGCAUGGUUGCGACGAGGUCGAUGGUUUGAUGACCAGGGAAGGGCAUUGUAUGCUGCAGAAGCAGAUCGGCUUCGGAACUGGGCUGAGAAUCGAACUCAGUUUUCAUUUACAGAUGCAAUGGAGAUGUACACAGAGACCACCUGGGUAUCUGUGUUCUCUCUUUCUGUUGUUUGUGCCUUCAUAAUUCUCUCAAGCACCAGCAGCACAUUCCCAGGCACCUGAGUCUUAUUCAUGGCCCAUCAACAGCCAAUAUUUUUAGUGAAACCCCCCAAAAGAAGUAUAAUUGAAUCAGCUGGUAUAUAUGGUUAGACUUUAGGGACUUACAAAUGCCAUUUUACUUAAAAAUUCUUUGCUUCAAUGCUUGUAACGUGUAAUGCCUUCAAUGAAAGCAAAAUUUAUUUCGUUGACUCA